UGACGACUCCACCAGAAGGCAAGAAGAGGGAGACGUCAUUCUUGUGGCCGUAGCGGCACCUUCUUACCGCUUCCUCCUCUCUCUUACCUGGCCGGUCGGUGGAAAGAGCUCCGCGACUGAGAGGCCAACCGACAAACCUGCAGCAGCCGCGCCACGCUGGACCUAACGGCCGAACCUUCGUUCGCUGUGUGUUCGUGCCAUCCGGAGUGCGUGUGUGUGAAGUGGUGUACCUCUUGGAGAGUUUCUCGGCGCAAGAGUGCUGGCGUGUGGCGACGCCAUCGCAGAGGACAGGUAUUACGAGUAGUGCGACAGAAACAGACGGGCCAUCGUCCCGAUACAACAAGAAGCGUUCAUCUUUCACCGUGUGUCGACGUCACUGGCGGUGGUGUUGUCGAGGUCGAAACGAUGAAUUCUCCGCGAGGAAUGCGGCUAUCCCACCUACCGGUAGAAGGAGUGCUCCUCAGCAGUGACUCUCCGUCGUUACACGGUGCUUGCGACUCGGAUUCCCGGUGUCUGCGAUUCCAAGGCGCCGCGGCGGCGUUGUGACGUCUUUUCGUGUUUCUUUUGUGCACUUUCUCAAGAGGAGCGGCGAAGGCAGGUGACCCUGGGAUGUUGUCAGAGCCGCGGCGCACGCAGCAGCAGCAGCAGCAGCGCUCCUCCCACGAGGACAGUCACCAGUCCUCGUCUAAUGGACGCCGCCAGCCCAACGGAACAGUGCUGAGCAACGGACACCUCCACCAGACUGCUUGGCAGAACAGCUACAACAGGCCGCCCAGCCGGCAUAACCAGCAGCACAGCCACCACCAUCAUCAACAGCCGCAGCACAUCCACCAGCACCAGGCAGCAACCGCGACGUCCGUCCUCGCCGUCGGACGAGACGAGCAGUUCGUCGGACGACCGCGAGGAGAUGGCGCGAUCGCUGGUGCGAAGACCCGGACCAGGACACGCCAACAAACACUGGGCGCCCGGUGCAGCUCACGACUUUCGCGGGACGCUCAGGUCCACGCGUAGUGUCCCGGCGCUGGCUUUGGCCACUUGGGAUGGCGAGCCCUGUCCCGUUCACGGCCACGGCCCGGCCGCCUUCUAUCCUCCGGCGCACGGACACCCACCACCCCCAGCCACGCCACAGCAGGGCAUGCACCCACCGCCACCCAUGUCGGCUCAAGCGACCAUGAGGAGGUUCGGCUCCAUGUUCGACGUGCGACCCGGUUUCUACCCGCUCACAGCGAUGGACCGCAAGUCGAUGCACGGCUCCAUGAGCGUCCUGAACGUGCCCCCACCUCCUCCCUCCGUGCUGCCCCCGGUGGGCGGCCCCCCUAUACCACCCAUGGGUCCACCGCCGUUCCUGCCGCCACCGCACCUCAUGCCGCCCAUGAUGCGGCCACGGCCGUACGUGUACCCGGCCGAACCGCUACCCACGAGGGACCCGUACCGCUCAAAGACACCCGUCCUGCAGGCGCCCAAGAUGGAGCAGGACUAUUACUCGGUCGACCAGGUGUGUUGCAAGGGUCACCUCAUCGUACUCUGGAUCAUCCUGGCAGUAGUGACGAUAGGCGUAAUCCUCGGCAUAAUCCUGGGGGUAACCGUCACCUAAGCCUACACUUCACGGGUGGGACUCAGUUCAACAGGGCGAUUUUUCAGGGAUGCCUACCGGUUCAAUGCAUCGCGAACUUCUUACUGGAGCCUCUCUUAGGUGCCGUACCAAAGUGGUGUUGCGUAAUUGAUAGCGACGACUGGUUGGAACCGAAUGUUAUCAUUCGUUUCCUUGAGCAAAAAGCAAAAAAAAAAUUAUUUUAUACAGAGAAGACCGUGAAUCCUGUUCCGGUGGCAGAGGAAUGCCACGGUGGAUGCGCUUAUGAGAACACACACAAAAGAACGACGUAUACGUGCGAUCUAACAAAAGCCAUUCCCGGCCCCGGAGGCUGCAUUUCGAUAAUAUCCAAAAACACGGGUUUUGCUUAGACUUAAGUACACGUUUACAACCUAAGACGCUCAACCGUAAUUUACAGAUACCCCAAAGUGUGCAUGCUUGUGAUAUUAUCGUUUUUGCACGUAAAACAUCAGAACUUAACUUUCUAUUUCAAUGGAUAUGCAUUUUUUUUACUGUAGAUGCAGCUAAAUUUCGCCAGAUAGACUAUACUGUGGCCUAGCAAAAAGCAUUUAUGGGCAUACUGGACGUGUAAAUGUGAAAUUGAAAUCUGGCCUUUAUGAUAUUUAUAACUUAAGUGUCCUAUGCUAUUCUUGUAUCUGCUGUGGCUUUAAGCUCACGCCAGUGCCAUCUUACUGGAUUCUCGGUCUCUCUCACAUCCAUAUAUCUUCCCUCACGGAUUAUCCUAUGCAGAUAAAAGUAAUUGAGAAACACAGGUAAGACUUAGGUUUGCCAAUAGCGACUUUCCUGAAGAUGUACGAGGCUUUACUUUUUCCACUUAAGGCGAAAAAAAAAAGGCAACAUCACUAUGCACUUCCUGCCUUUCACAUUCCUACAAAUGCCCAUCACUGUUUCUUUCUAUCAGGCAUGUGUAGCGAAUGGUGUGAACUUGGAGUGAACUGUACCUUCAUUUCACGCUACACAGACAAAAGCAAAACAGCCUGUCCCAACGCAGGGUGUCAACUACGUAGUACAUGGUGCCGACAGCAUGGUACACGGCACCAACUACAUGGCACAUGUUCCGACGACAUAUGUCUACAUGUGGCUACGCGGCAUAUGUGCGCUCGUAGGGCAUGUGUCGACGACGUAGAGCCCCUGGCCGUGUCUACAUACGUAUACCACAGUGUCAACUACGGCACACUUUUCGUUGCUUUUCAAUGCUGCCUUGCAACUGGUGCGUGUGUGCGUGAACUCAAUUCACCACGCUGAGGCUCUAGUAUUUACUGCUCAAUUGUUAAGCCACGUCGAGCGGAGAAGUGAAUUGUUUUACUAUGGAAGCCUCGGACAUGAACUAGAUUCGCAGAUGACGUGGUCCGUCGAUUUCCGUGUGAACACUGAUGGCAGAAAGUGUACAGUAUUUAAGAAUGGUAAGCAUGGGACUCUUUGUAUUACGCAGUGUUUGACUGAAAGCAAGCUAGAAUAUAGUAGAGCCCGACACAUUGUCAUUCCCGCCCGGCACACAUACUGCAAGAAGGUCACGGGGAAAAAAGACUAGAAGUGCAACGAAUGCCUUUGAAAAGAAGUACUGUAAUUGCCAAUUGCCGGCAUAACGAGUGUCUCGCACAGACAAUGAUAGCGUUACGGCUUGCAGCAAAUUUUUGCCCAAAUUUGCUGGAGCUGGCGCAGCAAGUCAGCGUUUUUGUUGUCUCUGUCUAUUUUUUUUUUUCGUUACCGAAUAAGCACUUAGAAAUUCCCCUAAGUUAACGCAGGAAGUAUGAUUUGAAACGUAGUCCAAACAACGAGCGAUCCAGUGGAGUGGUGAUAAAAUUUCUGGAGUGUUAAGUGACGCAGGACAUUCAGCUUUCUCCCGCGUCCUUCGACAACUUUCGUAUGAAUUCAUCAAACACUGAUUCAGGAAGUUAUGACAGUGUUUCUUCGGAAACCACUGUCUAAAAAGCCAAGUCCGUGUACACAGCGACAAUAACGAUAAGAAUGACACGAAGGGUGACACGUUUGGCAGCGUGCUCUUUUACGCAAGAUGCGCGGGUUGCUUACGUCACAAUGCUUCCGGUGUUUAAUAUUCGCGUGCAUGUUGUCACUGCCAGCAAGCACUUGCCUCAGACGGAAGUAACCGAGUCAAACGCUCAUUUGGCAAAAGCUCAGGUUGUACGCAACGUACUGGGGGAACGAAUAGCCAUUUAGUGUGAACGUAUGACUUCUCCCUUUGAUUGAGCCCAUACGAUGAAACAUCGUUCAUCAGGAAAGUGGUCCCUGUGCUUCCCUUGGAACUUCGUUCUUUUUUGUAUGCGUCUACUGAUAAGGCGAAACAAAAUAUUGAGGCCAUUACCAGAGAACGAUGUAUCUUAAUGAGUUGUGUAUCUUAAAACAUUGAUAAUAAUAUAUGUGUCGAAUAUUAAAGCUUUCUAUCUACAAACCCUA
Rhipicephalus microplus (southern cattle tick) is the source of this 4027-nucleotide messenger RNA. RefSeq lists its product as uncharacterized. The record is from RefSeq and is a predicted model, not a curated record. Lineage: Eukaryota; Metazoa; Arthropoda; Arachnida; Ixodida; Ixodidae.